AUGUCAGAAAAAUAUGAUAUAAUUAUAGAAGAAAUAAAAGCACUAAGGGAGGAAAAUAGGGUCACCAAGAGAGAACUCAGUGAGGUUAAGAAGAGGUUAGUGAGGAGUGAAGAUGAUGUGAAAUCCCUUACUGAGCGCCUAAAUGACCUGGACCAGUAUGGGAGAAGAGUUAACCUUGAGAUACAGGGUGUUCCGGUCCGUGGAGAAAAGUUGGAAGAUGAGAAGACCGAAGAUGUUGUUAGAGACCUGGCAGGUGAAAUAAAUGUUCCCUAUGUUCCCGAGCAAAUCCAUAAACUGCACCGACUACAAAGAAGGAAUGAUGACAGGCCACCCGCUAUAAUGAUCCAGUUUAUGACCAGUACUGCUAGGGACACAUGGUUACUAGCUGGCAAGAAGGCACGGUUGUCCGAUAAAUCGUCAGGUCAGAAGAUUUAUUUCAAUGAAAACCUGACCUACUUUUUCAAGGGACUUCUGAAGGAGGCUAAAUCCAGAGCAAGGAUCCACAACCACAGGUUUGUUUGGUUCAAAAAUGGAAAAAUCAUGGUUAAGAAAAAUGAGGAAGAUAGAAACAUUAUUGUUAUAAAAACAUUAGAUGACAUUAACAAAAUUGGUUAG
Molecule: messenger RNA, 615 nt
Organism: Homalodisca vitripennis (glassy-winged sharpshooter)
Lineage: Eukaryota; Metazoa; Arthropoda; Insecta; Hemiptera; Cicadellidae
Exons: 1
Coding region: 1-615 (204 amino acids)
Source: RefSeq, a predicted model, not a curated record